ACUGACAGGUAUAAAGAUCCCUCCGCGCCGCCUCCCCGCACUCACUGACUCACUGACUCACUGACUCGGAGGGAGAAGCCGCGCAGGCAGAGCAACAUGGCGACCGUAAAGGAUAAACUCAUUCACAAUCUGCUCAAGGAGGAGUCGCUCCCCCAAAACAAGGUCACCAUUGUGGGUGUCGGGGCCGUUGGCAUGGCCUGUGCCAUCAGCGUCCUGCAGAAGGAUUUGGCAGAUGAGCUUGCACUCGUUGAUGUGAUUGAGGACAAACUAAAGGGGGAAAUGAUGGAUCUGCAGCACGGCAGCCUCUUCCUCCGUACCCCCAAGAUUGUGUCUGGGAAAGAUUACAGCGUCACAGCAAACUCCAGGCUGGUGGUGGUGACGGCGGGGGCCCGGCAGCAGGAGGGGGAGAGUCGCCUCAACCUGGUUCAGCGCAACGUCAACAUCUUCAAGUUCAUCAUUCCCAACAUCGUGAAGUACAGCCCCCACUGUACCCUCCUCAUCGUCUCCAACCCCGUUGACAUUCUGACCUACGUGGCCUGGAAGAUCAGUGGUUUCCCCAAGAAUCGCGUGAUUGGCAGCGGCUGCAACUUGGACUCCGCCCGGUUCCGUUACCUCAUGGGGCAGAAGUUCGGGAUCCACACCCAGAGCUGCCACGGUUGGGUCAUUGGGGAACACGGAGACUCGAGCGUGCCAGUCUGGAGUGGGGUGAACGUGGCGGGCGUCUCCCUGAAAUCCCUGCACCCCGACAUGGGCACGGAGUCGGACAAGGAGAACUGGAAGGAGGUGCACAAGCAGGUAGUGGACAGUGCCUAUGAAGUCAUCAAGCUGAAGGGCUACACCUCGUGGGCGAUUGGCCUGUCCGUGGCCGACCUGUCCGAGAGCAUCCUGAAGAACCUGCGCCGGGUCCAUCCCAUCUCCACCAUGAUCAAGGGCAUGUACGGGGUGAAUGACGACGUCUUCCUCAGCGUCCCCUGCGUCCUGGGCAACUUGGGCAUCACCGACGUGGUGAACAUGCCGCUGAAGGCCGAUGAAGAGGAGCGGCUGCGCAAGAGCGCCAGUACCCUGUGGGCCAUUCAGAAGGAGCUGCAGUUCUGACCCGUUGGUCCAACUUGCACUAAGGAUUAGGUCAAUGUGUGUAGUGUUUGUGUCUCUCAAGCCCCUCCCACCCCCGGGCAGAUCCCGCCCACAGAACAAACUCCUCGGGGGAGUCUGGGUAAUGUCCCCACUUCCAUUGGACCAGAAUGGGGGGUACCGGGGGGGGAACCCAUUUAGAAUGCACUUUCCUGAAUGUCUCAGGUUCAACCAUUCGCCCAAAGAGAAAUCUAUAUAAUAAUAUAUGCCGCCAUUUUGUCUGUGUGACUCCGCCCCCUUGUGUCCCCGCCCACUGUCUCUCGUCCUCCUUGUUCCCAUGUGACAAUAAAUAUUGGACCUGCCGCCUGGUCCCAACUGAACCCCAGAA
Xenopus tropicalis (tropical clawed frog) is the source of this 1459-nucleotide messenger RNA. It is a transcript of the gene ldha, whose product is annotated as lactate dehydrogenase A. The transcript is spliced from 8 exons. Gene Ontology annotation, molecular function: oxidoreductase activity; catalytic activity; oxidoreductase activity, acting on the CH-OH group of donors, NAD or NADP as acceptor. Bases 97 to 1095 code for a protein of 332 amino acids. Gene Ontology annotation, cellular component: cytoplasm. Lineage: Eukaryota; Metazoa; Chordata; Amphibia; Anura; Pipidae. The record is from RefSeq and is a predicted model, not a curated record.